AGGUUGCAUCUCAUGGGGAGUCUGACUCUGCUUUUUUCGCCUUUUUGUGCGCUUUUUAUUUUCUUACUUGUUUGCUUCGUUCAACCUGCACACAGGCGUUUGGUGUGAAUAAACGCUAGCAAGAAAUAUUGGAAAUACGGUCCUUUUCUUUUUCCGCGCGCCACAUAAAUGCCAAUUCCAAAAUACUCAUUGACGACAAUCAACAAACAAGAGAGAGGUCUUGAUCUGCGCUUUACUUCCUGCGCUUUUGCAAAAUCGACACGUUAGGAAUAUUCGAAACACCACACAGUUAGCUAUCUUCUUUGCCUAAAAACUGGGCAACAAGAGCGAGUAAACCGCCGAUUACCAUAACUAAUAUUCCAAGUUAAUAAUUUAUUAUGGAAACUGUUUUCUCGACAUGCAGACGAUUUCAUUCUUCCGAGCCAUACUUCCUCUAUACUCAUUCUUUCGAGCCAUACUUCCUCUAUACUACACUUUCACAUUAACUUUCGAAGUCAUUAAAAAUGUCUUUGCCACUUCUGGUCAAACGUUAAUGUAUGGAUUUCAGCCAUAAAAGAGUUCAAAAAGUUAUAAAGCGUCUUUAAGGAUCCUCAACGGACUAAUCGCAUAGUUGUCAUAAUAAGGCAAAUAUUAUCAGUUCUACAAACGAAUACCGAAACAUAAUAUUAAUAACAAGGUCUUUCAGUCCUUCGAAGAACAAUGACUACUUAAACAAGCAUCAUUUGACCAUGCCUAACCCACGGCUAUUGGCUGCGAGGGCCAGGUGACAAUGUCUCGCGCAUGCGCAUGUCAAGUUUGAUAAUUGGCUAGGCUUCAUGCAGGUGGAAAUCCCUCUAACGUUUUGCGUACAUAGGAGGUUUAGUUCUGUGUUAUAUAAGCUCUUAGGAACACUGGAUUUUUGUUACUUGUAUUGAUUGGCAAGAUGAAGGAGGACACUGGUAGCAUCAAGAGCGGUCUUAAUGAACAAGAAGUCAUCCAGCAAGUGCAGAACAAUGACGAAGACAAGAUGCCGGAGAUAGAGAAGGUCGAACGACCUUUAACAAAAAACUAUUUCAAGAAACCUCCGUUUGAAGAGAGGAAGCACUUGUGUCCUGUUUGCGAAGACAUCUUCGUUAGCCCAGUGCAGAUAAAAGAAUGCGGCCACAGGCUCUGCCAGCAUUGCUACAAGACAAUUUGGAGGUCACCAGAGCCAAAAUGCCCAAAAUGCUCAGGAGACUUGGAUGACAAGAUACCCGAUGUAGAUCAAGCGUUCGAGAACGACAUGAAUGAACUGCCAUGCAGAUGUAUUAACCACGAGUGGGGAUGCAAGGUGGAAGUACCGUUUACACAAAUGAUUACUCAUAAAGGCGAGUGCGAAUACAGUGACAUUUUGUGUGAUAAUGACUGUGGAGCCAAGUUCCAGAGACGCUUUAAACAGAAACAUCUUGACAAGGAUUGCCCAAAGAAGAUCAUUUCUUGUCCAUAUUGCGAUGACAGACAUCUCAGGGAAAACAAAAAGGAGCAUCUGGAGGAUUGUCUGCUAAUCCCUCUUCCUUGCCCAAACAAAUGCGACAAGACACUGACAAUCCCAAGGGGACAGCUCGAUGAGCACAUUGAGAAGGAAUGCCCGAGAGCGAAGCUGAUGUGCGAAUUUGAAAGCCUUGGGUGCCAACAUAGGUGCAGUCGCGAGAAGAUGGCGAAACACAUGAAAAGUGAGAUUAUCGGACACGUCAAAAUGAUCUUCGGCGUAGUGUUGGAACAGAAAGAGAAAUUGGACAACCACGCGCAGAAGUUUGAAGAGCAUGAAACUAUCAUGAAACAAGUCGACAGCCGCGUGGGAGACCUUGAGAAGAUUGCGCACAGUCAGAUCAUUUGGAGAAUAGAAGACUAUACCAGAAAGCUAAAGGAAGCGAAAGCAGGCAAUGCGGAGACCUUGUUCAGUCCCACCUUCACCACGAGCAAGCAUGGCUACCGACUGUGUGCAUCGGUUUGCCUCAACGGCGACGGCAAGGGGAAGGGGACACACAUGUCUGUCUUUGUUAGCGUGCUUAAAGGUGCGUUUGACGCCCUUCUCAAAUGGCCUUUCCACUACCGCGUCACAUUCUUUCUCCUAAACCAACACGAGAACCCUGAAGAGCGCAAACACGUCAAGUUCAGCAUCAAACCUAACCCGAUCCCUGACAACGAGCCAUUCUUGGGCCGUCCGCGACUGGAGAAAAACGCUAGCUUUGGCGGCGCUAAAUUCAUCAAACACGAGGAAAUAGAGUCAGGAAACUUCAUCAAAGAUGACACUGUCUUCCUCAAGGUAUCGGUGGACUGUGAUGGACUCAGUGAACCGUAGGCAUCUUAGGCAUCGCUCAUUCAUGGCAGUCAAGCGACGUGGAAAAUAGAAUAGCAUUACACUCAAACUAUUAGGAUACAAAUACUUAGGAUACCAUCGCCAUGAUACAGACGAAGAGAAGUUUUCAGCUGGCGCAUUACAAAAAAUUUGUCAAGUGCACCUUUUUAAUCCCUGACGAACAUGAUCUCUCCUCUAUACUCUCUAUAUUCUCUCUCUUCGCUGUUGAAUCGAAUUAAGACAUAAGGUCCAGCCCAAGCGAUUCGUUUUUCACCACAUUACGAAGCACUACAAGUCCUACACCAGCCUCAAUUUUAAGAGAUUUGCACGAUACACUCAAGUAUUGUAUACUAUUUAUUACUGAUUGUUAUGGAGAGAUAUAGUUUCGAGGCUUGAUGAUCACCUUCAUUGCCAGUUCCUCGCAGUUGGCAGAAGCUAGGUAUGUCCUAGGUCCCCGCUCUACCCGUGAUGCCUCGCCAUGGUGGCACCAUUCUUGAAACAAGCAAAAUUCCAGAAAUAUCUAGAAAUAAUACCUUGCAUUAUUUCUUUUUAGUAUUCGACUGGUGCGUGCCUGUGUGCUCUGCCUUUGAUAUGCAAUGUAGUACAUAUGGGCUUUCGUGUUCACAAUAAAAUGCACUCAUUCAUUCAAAAAA
Messenger RNA from Nematostella vectensis (starlet sea anemone), 2970 nucleotides. Its product is annotated as TNF receptor-associated factor 4. Gene Ontology annotation, biological process: tumor necrosis factor-mediated signaling pathway; positive regulation of JNK cascade; regulation of canonical NF-kappaB signal transduction. Gene Ontology annotation, molecular function: zinc ion binding; protein binding. NCBI's taxonomy places the organism in Eukaryota, Metazoa, Cnidaria, Anthozoa, Actiniaria, Edwardsiidae. Bases 923 to 2320 code for a protein of 465 amino acids. The record is from RefSeq and is a predicted model, not a curated record. Gene Ontology annotation, cellular component: plasma membrane signaling receptor complex. The transcript has 9 exons.